Pseudonaja textilis is the source of this 5223-nucleotide messenger RNA. It is a transcript of the gene CCDC186, whose product is annotated as coiled-coil domain containing 186. Gene Ontology annotation, biological process: vesicle cytoskeletal trafficking. The record is from RefSeq and is a predicted model, not a curated record. Gene Ontology annotation, cellular component: trans-Golgi network. Gene Ontology annotation, molecular function: small GTPase binding. NCBI's taxonomy places the organism in Eukaryota, Metazoa, Chordata, Lepidosauria, Squamata, Elapidae.
UCUGGAUACCCGUGGCAGCCAUCUUUGUUGAUGUGUCAGCUUUCAGUUCCUGUGAGGGGGCUGCAGCAGGAACCAGAGGAGCGAGAAUGGCUCUCUACCCUCCCGCUACACGCACACCCACCUCGCCACGCUUUCUUGGUCUUCGGUUCUAAUUAGCAAUGGGAGAGCGGCUACUAAUGCAACAGAUGCUCCGGUUCCCAGCCUCCUAGCAAACGGAUUCUUGGGAGAAAGAUGGAUGAGCGCUUACCAGAACAGCACAAUAGUCUAAGGAUGGUCAACCUAUCAAAGACUGAUAAUGAAUCUUCCAACUUACCGAGCGUUGAAAAAGCUGACAAAAAGUAUGAUAUUCAGGAUGAUGUACAUAUUGCAGACACAAGAUGUGAGAAAAGCACUUUAAGCAUAGAAAGCAAAGAGUUAAUACUGGAUCCCACCUCACCAUCUAUUGAUUUAAAUGAAGAUGGAGAUGUAAUUGAAGCACAGUCUGCUCCUAAUUUUAAUGGAGUCUGCUCUGAGUUGAAAGUAAAAGAAUCUAAGGAAGCAGAUUGCUUGCCCAGUGGACAAGGUGAACAACAGGCUUUGAAAACUGAGGACAAAAAUCAAUCCUUGACAGAUCUAUUUCAAGAUGACAUGAAAAGACCUUAUGGGGUCUGUUCAGAGAGCCCAUAUGACACAGAUUACACUAAAAACCUUAUCUCAAAUCUAGAGAAUGCUUCCUCUCAGGAGGCUUUGCUAGAAGAAAUUGAAUCUGAGCUCCUGUCAACAGAUUUGUUGAAAAAUCCUACACUUUCAAAUGGAAUGUGCAAUACCAAGGCUACUUUGGCUGUGUUUGAAAAAUGCAUUCAAGAUAAAUAUUUACAGCAAGAGCACAUAAUAAAGAAAUUGAUUAAAGAAAACAAGAAGCAUCAGGAACUAAUUUUGGACAUUUGUUCAGAAAAAGACAACUUAAAGGAUGAGUUGAAGAAGAGAACAGAAACUGAAAAGCAACAUCUCAAUAUAAUUAGACAGUUGGAAGUGAGAAUAGAAGACCUCCAGAAAGAAGCUAAAACAGUUAAAGAUAAACUUGUAUCUCAGGAUGCUGCUGCAAAAAUUGCUAUACAGCAACUGCACAAAGAGAUGGCCUUUCGUACAGAUCAGGCAAACAAAAAAUGUGAAGAAGCCCGUCAAGAAAAGGAAGCUAUGGUCAUGAAGUAUGUUAGAGGAGAAAAGGAGUCUUUGGACCUCAGGAAGGAAAAGGAAAUCCUUGAAAGAAAACUGAGAGAUGCAAACAAAGAUAUUGAAAAGCAUACUAACAAAAUCAAGCAGCUUUCCCAGGAAAAAGCAAGAUUGCACCAACUAUUUGAAAGCAAGGAAAAUGAAACCACCAGAAUGUCACGAGAUGUUGAAAAAUUAAAAGAAGACGUCAAUUCUUACAUGAUCAAAGUAAAAUGGGCUCAAAACAAAUUAAAGGCUGAAGUGGAUUUACACAAGGAAACCAAAGAUCAACUUAAAGUGGCAACAGCAAAGUUAACUCAAGCCAAGGAGGAAGCUGAUCAGAUACGAAAGAAUUGCCAAGAAAUAAUAAAAACAUAUCAGGAGUCUGAAGAAAUUAAAUCCAAUGAAUUGGACCUAAAACUUCGACUUACCAAAGGAGAACUGGAGAAACAAUUGCAAGAGAAAUCUGAUCACCUAGAGGUCCAUCAUGCCAAGAUAAAAGAACUUGAAGAUGUGAAGAGAACAUUUAAGGAAGGCAUGGAUGAAUUGCGAACAUUAAGGACAAAGGUCAAGUGUUUAGAAGAUGAACGGUUGAGAACAGAAGAUGAGUUAUCAAAAUACAGAGAACUUAUUAAUCGACAGAAAGCUGAGAUUCAUAAUUUGCUGGAGAAAGUGAAAACCUUAGACCUGCUGCAGGAGCAACAUCAAAGAGAUGAACAAGAAAUGAACUCUUGGAAGGAAGAAGUGGAUAGUCUGAAUACUCUGCUUAGUGACUUCCAGAAGGACAUAGAUGGCAGCCGGAAAAGAGAAUCUGAACUGUUAGUGUUCACUGAAAAGCUAACUACGAAGAAUGCCCAACUCCAGUCAGAAACCAACUCCUUACAGAUGCAGCUUGAUAAGCUAAUCUUCAUGGAGAGAGAGUCUCAGAAUCAGCUGGAACUUGCUAAUCAAGCAAGAGAUGAAUUGGAAAAUAAGUUGAAGAAAGAAGAUGAUCUCCACAGAAACAAGGUCCAGAUGCUGGAGAUGGAAUUAGCAUCUCAACAGAAAUCAUUUGCAGACUUGAACACCAAGGCAGAGGAAUUAAAAGAUGAACUCAUGACGCAGAAGCGGAAGCAUGCUGCAAAUCUUAAAGAUCUCACCAAGCAGCUUCAGCAAGCACGAAGAAAAUUGGAUAACCUUGAAAAUGGCAGUUGUGAUAAAGAAGUUAGCAGCAUGGGGAGUCGUUCCAGCUCAUCAGGGUCCCUUAAUGCUCGGAGCAGCAAUGAAGAUCGUUCACCAGAAAACACUGGCUCUUCAGUAGUAGUUGAUCAUUUCCCUGAAGUGGACAAAACUGUCUUGAUUGAGCGGAUAGUAAGACUGCAGAAAGCACAUGCUCGAAAAAAUGAAAAGAUGGAGUUCAUGGAGGAUCAUAUCAAACAACUAGUGGAAGAAAUCCGGAAAAAAACCAAAAUAAUCCAGAGUUACAUUUUGCGGGAAGAAGCUGGCACACUUUCAUCUGAAGCAUCGGAUUUCAAUAAAGUACAUUUAAGUCGGCGAGGUGGGAUCAUGGCCUCUCUCUAUACAUCACACCCAGCAGACAGCGGACUCACAUUAGAACUCUCUCUGGAGAUAAACAGGAAACUUCAGGCAGUCCUGGAGGAUACCUUAUUGAAAAACAUUACCUUAAAAGAUAACCUACAAACUCUUGGAACCGAAAUAGAACGAUUGAUUAAGCAGCAACAUGAAUUAGAACAGAGGCUGAAGCAGACAUAACUGAGACCAAGAUCAGAAAAGGUUGUCAGUCCAACAAAGUUUUAAAAAACAAAGUUGAUUGUGAACAACUUUGACUAGAUCCAAAUGUCUGGUUUGCUUAAACAAAUGGAGACCUUGAACUUUUCUGAACAUACUUCCAUCCAUCACUGAAAUUAGUCAUAUCAACACUUGCAGCUUCUUCUUGUUAGAGAGAAUGCAACCACUCUGCUUUGUGCAAUUAAAAAAGCAACUUUUAAAAAUGGACUACUGUAUAAGACUGGUGCAUUUGUUGUUGAUACUUGUUUCGCAGAGAAAACGAGGAGAAAAAAGGCUGGCUUUUGCAUGUAUAUUAACCCCAGUGCCUUCUAGGGCAUACAUCUUUUUCUCCAAAUAUACGUGUGUUCUUGGAUAUAUUUAAAUUUGUUAUUUAUAACAUACAUUGGGAAAGGGCUUCAUAGUACACCUUCUUUUAAUAUACAGUUGAAAGAUAUGACAGGUAUUUUAGCAACUUGACCAAAAACAUUUUUUAAAAUCCCUCAAUUCCUCAAAUGUGAAUAAUACCUUUUUUCUUUUUUAAAAAAAGAUCACCUUAAAAAAAAGUUUGGGAAAAUUCUGCAGUGUAUAGACAUAAGAGAUUAAAACCGAUUUUGUAUAUAUGGGAAAACAAAAUACAGAGUCAUGAAGCCUUCAAAUCUUGCAGAUUGACUGUGCUAAUUGAAAUAGAAAUAAUAGACACGGUAAUAACUUCACUUAAGCACAGGUGAAAUUACAUAUAUCUCUGCAAGUGACUGAUAAGAUCCCAUAUUGAUAGGAAAAGAAAAGGGGAUAUGCCCAGAUAUUGAAGAUACUGAGAUCACCUCCAUAACUAUUUAACAAUAUUAGUCUAAUUAUACAAAUAAUGACAAUUAUUCUUUAUGUCCACCAUCAUCAUCUAGGUAAUUUGGGUUGGGAUAACCACAUAAUUUAUAAAGACUAUGCUGGUUACUCUGUAAGGCUUUUGUAAAAGUUAUAUUUAUAUUCUGCCUGUCUACGCCGUUGUGUGUAGCACCCAAGGCAGCUCAUCCUGGCACACUUAGAAGAAGAUUGCAAGAGGGCUGCCAUGGGAGAACAAUGAGCCAAUAAAUAAGGGAGCAUGGCUUAAACCUGUAGAUAAUAGCAACUAUGUCUGUACUGAGUAUGAAGCAGUAAAUAUAGUUAAGGCUCUGAAUAAUGUUGGUAGAAGAGAAUCAAAGAUGUUAUGAUGAUAGAAACAUCUUCCAUGCCUCUCACAACCCCUGGCUCUCCAUGCAGUUGGUUAGGAAUAAGGGGAGUUGUCAUGAAUGUUAACCUUGGAGAAGAGAAAGAAAGGAGGAACCAAUGCAAGCUCUAUAUACACUUUUUUAUUGCUUUGACACGCACUAGCAUGUGUGUAUCUAUGCUUCCGAGGUGUGAUAGACCGAAGCUCAAAUACCCUUUUGUUCUUUCUCUGGGACCAAAGGGAAGCAAUAGAUUUUUAGGUAUGUUAGGCAAAUACUUAGCCUUUCUUUUAUUAAUCCCUGCUGCACUUUCAGGAAGACAGCACUUUAAAUGAAUCCAUUGUCCGAACAUUUUUUUCCCUUUUUUGCUUGGUUAAAAAUAGUUGCUGUCCAAAAAUGUACUAUUACAGAACAACUGAAUCUUAUUAUAAUUAUUUUUAAAGCAAGGUAAUCAGAAAAUUAAGAGUUUUUCAUUUCAUCAAUAAAAUCAUCUUUCCAUUUCUAUUUUAUUCUCCCUUGCCUGGUAUAUGAAAGGGAGGCAGCAACGGUUUUGAAUUGCAGCGUUCCUGCGAUUGUUUAUUCCAAAGUACAAAACUCAUUUAGCACUGUUUACAUAGUUGCAUGUGAUGGCUCCAUUCCUCUUCUCAAGUACAGAGAUUUUAAGACAUGCUUUGGGGACAACAACAACCAGCAUCUGAGGUUAAACAAAUCCCUUGUAUAAACCUGUACAUAGUGCUAGAGUUUGUAUUUUUCUAAAAGUUGUGCUUUUCAUAUUUUUCUGAAAAUAUAACACAUGUAUAGCUGCAACAUUACAAUAAGCAAACAUGCUUGCCUUCUACAAUUUCAAUAAGCAAACAUGCUUGCCUUCUGAUUUGUAAUGUUAAAUUGUACAUUGUAUCUUUAGGAUUGUGGAUAUUGCUGUACAGAAUAAUUUUUAGGUUACAACUCUGUGUUGCUGAGGAAAGAACAUGUGCAAUGCAACUGGACUUAUUGCUGGAUAUUUUUCUCAUACUGUUUUUCUUCAUGUUUAACACAUUAGGUCUGAAAUAAUAAAAAAUGAAUGCCC